UCCUCCAGUCUCCAUCAAAUACACAUUAUCAACAAUGGAGAAACUGCUAGUGAACAUCUCAUAUCCUGUUACUCUCUCUAGUUUUCAAUUCUAUUUUCAGGCCCUGCAAAAAUUUCUCUUUCCAAAAGCAGCAGGCACCAAGAAAAGUUGCGACCCUGAUGAGAAACUAAACCAAGAAGAGCUGAAAAUUGUGAUGGAACAGCUUGGAGUUGGCCAUGACAGUGACGAUGAGGAGCUUCUGCAUCAAGAACAGAUGUUAUUAGGAGCAGAAGAGUUCUCGAGAUUGUUCGAGGAAGAAGAGCCGAGCUUGGAGGAGUUGAAGGAAGCAUUUGAUGUGUUUGAUGAGAACAAUGAUGGAUACAUUGAUGCAAAAGAUUUACAGAGAGUUCUAUGUGGUCUGGGUUUUAAGGAAGGGAAACAAUUGGAGGAUUGUAAGAGAAUGAUCCAUGCAGUUCUUGGAGGAGAUAAUGGGUUUGGAAGGGUUCGAUUUAUUGAUUUUUUGAGAUUUAUGGACAAGUGUUUUUCAUGAAAAUUCUCAAUCAUAAUUAUUAUAGUUUUGUUAUAGGAGCAUAUAACAAUUAAAAGGGGAGGAAAUUAGGAAGAGAAGAGAGCAGGCAAUUUUCCAAACAGCAAGCAUCCAUGUGGGUGGUUGUGUUGAGUUUGCAGAAUAAGAUUCUGCUGAUGAGAAGAAGAUGUUUCAACAGUUCCCUUCAUGAAUGCAUCAUUUGGAAUUCCAAGUGUUGCAGCUGUUUCCCUUCUGUUUGUAGAAUUUUUGCAGGCCCUUGAGAAAGGGAUGUUUUCAUUUAAAGCUUUGAUUUAGUUUCUCUUUGUUACUCUACCAAGAACACAUGUAUUUAAUAAAAAGAAUUUGCUUUUCUCUUC
Manihot esculenta (cassava) is the source of this 882-nucleotide messenger RNA. RefSeq names its product probable calcium-binding protein CML46. The transcript has a single exon. Lineage: Eukaryota; Viridiplantae; Streptophyta; Magnoliopsida; Malpighiales; Euphorbiaceae. Gene Ontology annotation, molecular function: calcium ion binding. The coding region runs from base 35 to 529 and encodes 164 amino acids. The record is from RefSeq and is a predicted model, not a curated record.